UGGUGGAGACCAUGUGAGGGCGUGUGUGACAGAACAGAUAGGAAAAGCCAGCGCUGGAGCCCUCCUGGGCAGGUGCCAGGGUUUGGGGUAUUAUGGGAUUCCGGGCCCGUGAGGCAGUGUAAUACGUGUGAACUUGGGAUGAAGCUGAGGCACAUGUUGCGGGUGGAGAGUUCCAUGACCCGGGGAGGACAGGAGCCUGGGCAGGGCCAAGGAUGGACCGUGAGGGUGCUGCCUCUUCCCUCCUACCGCGGGCUCAGGCUUCACUUCUUGUGAGGUCCCAGGCAACAUCACCUGUCUUUUGCGCCACACCUCCAUUUUUAAACACUCUGCUAAAGUUCCUGGCUCAGAGGUGGGACUACAACCCGGAGUCCCUGCUUUGGGCUUUGGGUUUCUUGCUCCUUGGCGGCUAAGUAGCGUCUGUCCCAAUAGAGGAAGCUGAGACUCAGAGGUGAAACUGGGCAACGGGGUUUCCCUGAAGCCAGGCCACUGCCCCUGUUGGAAAGGCUCUGGGCCAGGAGGAGGGGGCUGCCCGCAGAGCGGGAGCCAGGCUGUGUCGCGCUUUUCCAGUCCUGCAGAGUGCUCCCAAGCAGAGGUGACUCCAGCGAGAGGGGUGCCCGGAUUCAAGGCCUGCGGGGCGAGUCCACCAGCUUCCCCACGAGCGAGGCGAGGAGGCGGGCGCUCGGGGGCGCGGCCCGCGGCUUAUGGGGGGCGCGCCUGCGGGGCUGGCUGGCCUUCUUUCUGCUUCUCCCUGUGCAGACCGCCAGGCGGAUGGCGGGGCGACGGGCUGUGGCCGGGAUCGGGCCCGGGGCGCUGCUGGCUCUGCGUGCUCUGCUGGCCGCCGCUCACCCGCAGUGCCUGGACUUCAGGCCGCCCUUCCGGCCGCCGCAGCCGCUUAGCUUCUGCGUGCAGUACUCCUCCUUCGGCUGCUGCACCGCGGAGCAGGACGCGGCGCUGGCCCGGCGUUUCCGGGCCCUGGAGACCCGCCUGGACGCCGGGAUGUGGGCGACGUGUGCCGGCUACGCGCUGGAUCUGCUGUGCCAGGAAUGCUCACCGUAUGCAGCACACCUCUAUGAUGCCGAGGAUCCGGCCACCCCACUGAGGACAGUGCCUGGCCUGUGCGAGGAUUAUUGCCUAGACAUGUGGCAGACCUGCCGAGGCCUCUUUCGACACCUCUCCCCUGACCGUGAGCUCUGGGCCCUGGAGAGCAACAGAGCCAAGUUAUGCCGCUACCUGUCCCUAGAUGACACCGAUUACUGUUUCCCAAGCUUGCUGGUCAACGAGAACCUGAACUCAAACCUGGGCCGUGUAGUGGCCGACGCCAAGGGCUGCCUGCAGCUGUGUCUGGAGGAGGUGGCCAACGGUCUUCGAAACCCCGUUGCCAUGGUACAUGCCGGGGACGGCAGCCACCGCUUCUUCGUGGCGGAGCAGGUGGGGCUGGUGUGGACCUACCUGCCUGACCUCUCUCGCCUGGAGAAGCCCUUCCUGAAUGUGAGCCAGGCAGUGCUCACCUCACCCUGGGAAGGGGAUGAGCGUGGCUUUCUGGGCCUUGCCUUCCACCCCCAUUUCCCACAUCCCAGAAAGCUCUACGUCUACUACUCUGUGGGGGUCGGCUUCCGAGAGUGGAUCCGGAUCAGCGAGUUCAGAGUCUCGGGGGACGACGAGAACACCGUGGACCACGGCUCAGAGAGGAUAAUCCUAGAGAUUGAAGAACCAGCCUCCAAUCACAAUGGGGGCCAGCUGCUCUUUGGGGAUGAUGGCUACCUCUACAUCUUUACUGGAGAUGGCGGGAUGGCCGGAGAUCCCUUUGGGACGUUUGGAAAUGCGCAAAACAAGUCGGCGCUGCUGGGCAAGGUGCUGCGCAUCGACGUGAACCGCAACGAGCGCGGCUCACUCUACCGUAUCCCGCCCGACAACCCGUUCGUGGACGACCCCGGAGCGCGGCCCGAGGUCUACGCCCUGGGCGUGCGCAACAUGUGGCGCUGCUCCUUCGACCGCGGAGACCCGAUGUCUGGCACUGGCCGUGGCCGCCUGUUCUGCGGGGACGUGGGCCAGAACAAGUACGAGGAGGUGGACCUGGUGGAGCGGGGCCGCAACUACGGCUGGCGUGCUCGCGAGGGCUUCGAGUGCUACGACCGCAAGCUGUGCACCAACGCCUCCCUCGAUGAUGUGCUGCCGAUUUUCGCCUACCCCCACAAGCUGGGCAAAUCAGUCACUGGGGGCUACGUGUACCGGGGCUGUGAGUACCCCAACCUCAACGGCCUCUACAUUUUUGGCGACUUCAUGAGUGGGCGACUGAUGUCCCUCCGAGAGAACCCAGAGACAGGCCAGUGGAAGUACAGUGAGGUCUGCAUGGGCCGUGGACAGACAUGCGCUUUCCCAGGCCUCAUCAACAACUACUACCCAUACAUCAUCUCCUUCGCAGAGGACGAGGCUGGGGAGCUGUACUUCAUGUCCACGGGCGUGCCUAGUGCCACAGCCGCACGCGGGGUCAUCUACAAGGUGAUAGACCCCUCCAGACGGGCGCCUCCAGGGAGGUGUCAGAUACACCCUACUCAGGUGACAGUGAAGAGCCGCCUCGUCCCCUUUGUGCCCAAGGAAAGGUUUAUCCGGACACCAGAGAGCACUCCUCGACCCACGGCCCGCGCCCCCACUAAGGCGCCCCGUCGCAGACGCCCCACAGCCGCUCCCCCAGCGCCCACCCAACGGCCCACAAAGCCCACAAAGCCAGCACGGCCCACCCGGCGACCAGGGGCCCGGAAGGGAGGCGGGCGACGGCGGGGACGUCCCAGCACCGCGGUCCCUGAGCCCCAGAACGGCUCGGUGCGCCUGGUACGGCCCGCGGGCCUGAGUCCCGGCCGCGGGCGCGUGGAAGUGUUUGUAGGCGGACACUGGGGCACGGUGUGCGACGAUGCCUGGGACACCAAGGCGGCCGCCGUGGUGUGUCGCCAGCUGGGCUUUGCGCACGCGGUGCGAGCCGCCAAGCGCGCGGAGUUCGGCGAGGGCCGUGCACUACCGAUCUUGCUGGACGACGUGCGCUGCGCGGGCAGCGAGCGCAACCUGCUGGAGUGCGCGCACGCUGGCGUGGGCACGCAUAACUGUAAGCACGAAGAGGACGCUGGCGUCGAGUGCAGCCACCAAGACCCGGACCUAUAGCCAGGCCUCACCUGGCUGGCUGUGCCACCCUGUGAGGAUGGAGCCUAGAAUGGCCCCUUCGGUCUGCGGGCACCCUGGGCAGCACGCACAAGGGCCCAAGAGACGGUUCAUCUUCAUGUGACCUCAGUGUCCCCUUGUGCUGUGUGUGGUUUGUGGAUAAGAUCUCUUAUCUCUCAGCACUUCGGAGAGCGAGGGCAGUGACUCUUCAGGAGCAGCACUGGGUGGGGGAGGCUGGCUGCCUUUUCAGUGUUAGGCUGGGGGGAGGGGUCAGGCCUCCCCUGCCAGGGCUGAGUGACAGGUUCCAGACUAGCAAGGGUGCAGCCUGAGAAACAGGGUCAGAGUGUAGGCGGGUGACCCAUCAGUCCGAAGCACCGCAGAAAAAGAACAGGCAGUCUGAAAGCCACAGAGAAGGAUCUUAUAGGGUAAGGGGUCCUGUGGCCAUUUGCAGCCCACCAGGGAUCAGGCUGCUGAUGGGAAUAAGAGCCCACGAGGGAAAGCAGACUAGAGGGCCUGGAGGGCCUUGGAGGCCACUUGCUGCGCCCUGCAGGCACCCUGGAAAGGUUACUGGGUCCCCUCCAUCCCUGAAGCCUGACCCUGAGACAGAAGCACCCUUAAGCUCACACUUGGUCCCUUUAGCCUCUGGGCUCCAGUUGGCAGGUGGGUGUGGGGCAGUACUUUCAUCCUCUACUGUCGCCAUCACCUCCCAGGGGGUCCUCAGAUUCCUUGGCUCCAUCUAUGGGCUAAGAAACCUGUGGGACCGCGAGACUACUCAUCUCAACAAUUUGACUGUCUGCAAUCCUUCCUUCCUCCUGUCACUCGCCACCACCUGGAAGCUCGGAAGCAAGCAGAGGGACAGAGUAGAGAGGGCGGGGCCUGUAGCUUGUCUCCUUGCUCAUGGAAGGCCUCAGGGUAGCUCUGUACCCGGUCCUAGGAGAGAGCUCUGGGUAAAAGCUUCAGAUAGGGGUGGAGCCAUGGAAACAAACGAGUUACCAGGCAGGGAGAACAGGAUGUGGCCUGUGUCAGGCAGUUGUGGCUAGGGAUCUGGGUUAGGUUCCCGGCCCAACCUGAGCGGGAAAAUGUCAUUCCCGCACUGAGUUCUGAUCUGAAGAGGCCUGUGUGGUGGUCCAGGCAAAGGAACUGGUGCAGACUCAGGCUGGGUGAUGUCUACUCCUGUUCAUCGCUGCUGAGAGGGCAGCACUGCUGACAGGGAACUGGAGGGUCACUCUGAAGCUUUGGAGGCUGGUCGUUCUCAGAAAUAAGUGAGAAAGUUACUGAACAGUUAGGAAACAACAGGAAAGGAAAACAUCGCUUCCCGGAGCAAAACUGUGCAGCCACAAGGCUGGGGGGCCAGGGAGCCCGAGUCCUAGGCAGCUUUGCAGUGCAGUUCCAGAGGCGGUGCAGAGUGUGUACACAGUCGAUUCUGGUUGCUGACAGGAGGGGAGGCUUGGGCGUGGAGGAGAGUAUGCUGAGCAGGUGCACUUGGUUUGUUAGGCUAGCUGGGAAGGUUUGUUGUUGGUUUUUCUCUUUACUCUUACUCUUUUGGGGGCUGCCACCCAGCUCCCAAAUAAAUACACGGAGGCCAGCCGUGUCAGAGGGGGGAAUGCCAUAUGGAGGCACUAGCUUUGGGGUGACAUAGGAAGAAACAAACCAAAUGAGAAAAGUGAGCCCCUUCAGGCUAAUGCGGAGAACUCUAGGCUCCCAGUUGGGCGCCUGGCCUCUCACCCACUUGGUGAAGAAGCGACCUUCAUGCAGAACUUGCUGUUUGCAGGGGCCUCGGGUGUGUUGUCAGUUUACUUCGCCCCAUGGGGCCCCCAGCACUCCCAACAUCACCAUCUCUCUCUCCAUCCUCGUGGUGGCUGUAAAUUGGUGCCCGGGGCUUUGGUCAUGGUGUUCUGUCUUAGCAAUAGAAACGCCAGCGCAGGUAACAUUUACAGUAGCAGUUCGCAGUUUUAUGUGAGCGGCAGGGCCCCGUGUUGAUUUUGACUCAGGCGUGGGCUUUGUUGUUUGGGUUUCUGUGUGUUGAGACUGCUGUGACCCAAGGGCCAUACUCUGGGGUUGCUGUCUGUGUCCCACUGCCCGAUGGAAGUAUGUGAACCAUGCAGGCAGCCAAGUUUCCUGAAGUUGUGUUAAGGGUAAAAUAUUUUUUACUCUUUAAUUAAAAACUAUAAACUGG
Mesocricetus auratus (golden hamster) is the source of this 5326-nucleotide messenger RNA. RefSeq names its product HHIP like 1 (gene Hhipl1). Gene Ontology annotation, cellular component: membrane. The record is from RefSeq and is a predicted model, not a curated record. Bases 769 to 3153 code for a protein of 794 amino acids. NCBI's taxonomy places the organism in Eukaryota, Metazoa, Chordata, Mammalia, Rodentia, Cricetidae. The transcript is spliced from 9 exons.